Messenger RNA from Colletotrichum godetiae, 1022 nucleotides. RefSeq lists its product as uncharacterized. The transcript has 2 exons. Lineage: Eukaryota; Fungi; Ascomycota; Sordariomycetes; Glomerellales; Glomerellaceae. The record is from RefSeq and is a predicted model, not a curated record. Bases 65 to 730 code for a protein of 221 amino acids.
CAACUUCGCAGAAACACCAAACACGAAUCCCAUUCUACAGCAGAUAAAGUCUUCGAGAAAUCCGAUGAUUAUGCGAGAAAAUUUCUCAAACGUGCGAGUGUUCAAUGGAUUCCGCAAUCCGAGAAGGCCUCCGCCGUUGACUGGAUACCUGAGCGCUGAUAUCGAGAAAAACGGUCUCGGGAUGGAGCCUUUGGGGGACAAGAUUUCGAACCUCACGUCCCACGCAAGCGGCUCGACGAGUGAGGAUAUCUCCGACUUCAAAAGACCUGCGAAAGCGAUUCUAGCGGCGACAUUGAUCUUACUGGGCUCGAGCGUCCUUGAUCUAUAUGCCAUACUCGGUCGAGGUCAGACUGAUCUUGAAAAGGCGUCUUCGGAUGACGGAGGCUUUCCCGUCGAAGCCCAUUCGUCUGAUGAGGGAUGGUAUUGGAUGUGGGGUGACAUUUUAGGAGCAAAUAUGACAAGCAAGGCUAUCCGUGUCCUCUCGAGCUCGACCCCCGCAGUGUUGAUCCUCGGAUUGGUUGCAUACGGAACUGGGGCGUCGACGUUAUACCAUCUGAACCAUCGAGACAAAUACCGGGACACCAUGCUUACUGGGAGCAUUUUGCUCGGGUUCUGUCUGGGCAUUGUAUGGGAGAUGGAUGGACAGACCAUCCUCUUGCGCAUCCUUCCCUGGACGGUGCUGGUCGCCCUCUGGCUCAGCAAUGCGAAACUCCGAUUCUACGAAACUUGAAACGGUAGUCUUCAGAGCAGCAAGUGUUUAAUCACCUGGGAACUAUCAAGGCCUGCUGGCUUGAUUUUCCUGUAGGAUGAUAGCAUGAAUUGAUUUGGAACAGAGACGGGCAUGAGGAGUUGUUUAAGAACACUGGUAGCAGGUUUCCGUGAAGUUGAACGGUGUGAGAACAUUGCUAUUAUCAUAGCAGAUGUGAUUCCAAGUUUGUGUCCGGGGAGAUGAUAGGGUUUCUUAUGCCUAACAGAGUUACUAAGGGAAUAAUGUCGCGAAUAUGAGCGAAUAUCAAAACCAC